This is a messenger RNA of Ictalurus punctatus (channel catfish), 2862 nucleotides long. Its product is annotated as high-affinity choline transporter 1. Gene Ontology annotation, molecular function: choline:sodium symporter activity. Gene Ontology annotation, cellular component: plasma membrane; axon; perikaryon. Gene Ontology annotation, biological process: choline transport; transmembrane transport; synaptic transmission, cholinergic. The transcript is spliced from 8 exons. NCBI's taxonomy places the organism in Eukaryota, Metazoa, Chordata, Actinopteri, Siluriformes, Ictaluridae. The coding region runs from base 19 to 1788 and encodes 589 amino acids. The record is from RefSeq and is a predicted model, not a curated record.
UGCACCUGAAAGCUGAACAUGGCCAUCCAUGUGGAAGGACUGCUGGCGAUCGCGCUCUUUUAUCUGCUCAUCUUAUUUGUUGGAAUUUGGGCGGCUUGGAAAAACAAAAACGCUGGGGUUGGAGACAGUACAGUCCAGAGUCAGUCUAUAAUGGUGGGAGGACGGGACAUUGGACUCUUUGUCGGUGGAUUUACUAUGACCGCCACGUGGGUUGGUGGUGGAUAUAUCAAUGGAACAGCAGAGCAUGUGUAUUUGCCUGGCUAUGGACUGGCAUGGGCACAGGCACCCUUUGGUUAUGCACUUAGCUUGGUAGUAGGUGGUCUAUUCUUUGCCAAGCCAAUGCGGUCCAGGGGAUAUGUAACCAUGCUCGAUCCCUUUCAGCAGCUUUAUGGGAAGAGAAUGGGUGGCCUUCUCUUUAUACCAGCCUUGAUGGGAGAAAUCUUCUGGUCAGCAGCCAUUUUGUCAGCACUGGGUGCCACCUUAAGUGUCAUAGUGGAUAUCAACAUCAACAUGUCUGUUAUAUUAUCAGCACUGAUUGCCAUCUUCUACACACUGGUGGGCGGGCUAUACUCAGUGGCGUACACGGAUGUGGUUCAACUUUUCUGCAUUUUUAUAGGCUUGUGGAUCAGUGUACCUUUUGCUUUAGCUAACCCUGCAGUGUCAGACAUCAGUGUGACAGCAGUGAAAAAAGUAUUUCAGACCCCGUGGCUGGGCAAAAUUCAUUCUUCAGAUGGUUGGAUGUGGGCAGAUAACUUUUGCCUUCUGAUGUUGGGGGGGAUUCCCUGGCAGGUCUAUUUUCAACGUGUUCUUUCUGCUUCUUCAGCUACUUACGCCCAAGUCCUCUCGUUCCUGGCUGCCUUCGGCUGCCUCAUUAUGGCGCUCCCUUCCAUUCUAAUUGGAGCCAUAGGGGCAUCUACAGACUGGAACCAGACAUCAUAUGGCUCUGUGCCACCGACAGACAAAGAUGAAUCAGACAUGAUUCUGCCUAUUGUGCUUCAACAUCUUUGCCCACCUUUCAUCUCGUUCUUCGGCUUGGGGGCCGUUUCAGCCGCUGUGAUGUCAUCAGCAGAUUCGUCCAUUCUUUCAGCAAGUUCAAUGUUUGCGCGCAACGUCUACCAGCUUGCUUUCCGUCAGUCGGCAUCUGACCAAGAAAUUGUCUGGGUGAUGCGAAUCACAAUCUUCGUGUUUGGUGCUUUGGCCACAGCCAUGGCUCUCCUGACUGGAACGGUUUACGGCCUGUGGUACUUGAGCUCGGAUCUUGUCUAUAUUAUCAUCUUUCCUCAGCUAAUUAGCGUGCUCUUCGUUAAGGGAACCAAUACUUAUGGUUCAGUAGCUGGCUACAUCUUUGGCUUGUUUCUGAGAAUCGGUGGUGGAGAACCCUACCUCAAGCUUCCGCCUUUCAUCUACUACCCAGGUUGGUAUGAAGAAGAGAAAGUGCACCAUCUGACCAAAGAGGUGGAGCAUGUUGUGGUGCAGAAGUUCCCUUUCAAGACUGUAGCCAUGCUAGCUUCACUUUUGGGCAAUGCCGUCUUCUCAUACACAGCAAAGUAUCUCUUUGAGAGCGGCACACUCUCUCCCAGGUAUGACUUUUUGAAUGCUGUGGUUGCCAAGCACAGCAAAGAAAUCAUGGACAAGACAAUUCUUGUAAGCAAUGACAACAUCAUCCUGUCAGAAAUGGCUCCAGUUAAACCAAGGACUGCAUCCUCCUUGGCAGGAACAUUCAUGAACCCAGAGGUGCUUAUCGAUGAAAGAGAAAUCAAUGCAGAACUGAAUAGUGAAUGUGAAUAGGGAGUUUCUGUCACUUAUGUGUGACUGAGUGGAACAUCUGUUAAGAUUACUAAAACUUCAUGCCGGUUUAAUGAAUAUUUUUUGGUAUGUUGUUAAGUUGCUACUCCAGAAAGUAAUACUUAAAAUGAAAAUCUGAUCUGUUGAAGUUAAAUGUCUAACAGAGCAGCCUUGCAACACUUUAUAGAAAGGGUGAGUCAACUAAGUGCAAUAUAAAAUGAGGGUAAUUAUGAAACAUAAUUUAUCAUUCUUUUUUCUCAUGCUAGUCAGAGCUAUAAUAUUUUGAUAUAAUUAGUAACUGUUUAUAGUGUUUUACAAAGUUUUUAAGGAGUAGAAUACAUUUUUCAGUUCAGAAAUCUCAAACUCAUUCUUUUAAACAGUUAGAGUUAGUACACUAGCUAAGCAUAGAAACACAGUUGCCAAUAAACAACCUCGGCUUAAAUGUAAGGCAAAAGCACAGGCCAUAUCAUCAUUUUGGAUACUCUCCUUAUUAAUGUGUACAGGCAUGGCUGAAGGCAGGUGAUAAAUCCUCAACAGCUAAAAUAGGCGUUUGCUGAGCUUUUCAGUAAUUUCCAUAUUUAGCUAGUUUUCUAAACUUCUGUCAAGUUUGUUUAGAAUUGGCAGGAGUAUGACAAAUCAUGGUUCACAAGCUAUUUUUUGGAGACUUUAAGACAGAAACAGAUUGAAUGAAACUCUUUUUUGUCACAUGUCCAUGAUAUAAAUGUAAUGUAAUGUAACAUUAGUAUCAGUGAAAGCAGUAGAGCUUUGUGCUCCACUCAUAGAUCAAUAAAACCCUCAAACUCCAGCCAGUGGCUUGUUAUUGCUUGUUAGAGCUUAUAUAUAAAGCUCUGUAUCAAUCCAUAGAGUUUUUUUUUUUCAGUAGAGUUAUAUAGGUUUUGGGUCUAAAAUUCUCCAGUGUGGCUGUUGAUAUGUAACUGAUUUCAACCUGUAAAAGAAACUGAUGAUGAAUGAAAUAGAUUUUAAUAGAGAAGUUGAUUUAGUGUGUGUAGGUUCUCUCUGUAAUCUGUUGCUUGUGUGUAAUAUUGUGAAGACAGUAUUUCUGUAGUGAGAGCAACA